AUGGAAGAUUGUGAUCUAAAAGAGAACAGAGCAGAACCUCCAGGAUCCAGCAGUCCGUCUAUGAGGAGUGACGCCUCCAAAUGUCAACCUCCAAACUUCAGUAAAGAACCUGGACCUUCAGAAUCACAAUGGAGGAAGAGGAGCAACGUUUGUGUGGAGGAGCAGCGAUCCUGCUGUGCGCUGUGUCAGAAGGUCCUAAUGGAUUCUGUCAUUGGGGACUCCUUCUGUCCCCAAUGUGGAGAAAGUUCCUUAACAGUAGCUAGACUGCUGAAAGGCAAUCAAAACAGUUGUGCACCAGCUGUUGGUCUGCAGGAGGUUCUAGAGGAACAUAAGAUCAGUCUGAGGAGGAGAUGUGAAUGUGUGACUGAAGGAAGUGAUGAACCAGGAAGUAGAACCCUCCUCAACACAAUCUACACUGAUCUCUACAUCACAGAGGGACAGAGUGACGAGGUUAAUACCCAACAUGAGGUAAAGCAGCUGGAGAUAGCUUCCAAGAUCCAAAACUUCUAUGGCUCUCCAAUCAGGUGCCAUGACAUCUUUAAAAACUUACCUGACCAACAUGGAGCCAUCAGAGUGGUUCUGACCAACGGCGUCGCUGGUGUUGGAAAAACCUUCUCAGUGCAGAAGUUCACUCUGGACUGGGCCGAGGGCUUGGAGAACCAAGAUGUCCGUGUGGUGGUUCUGCUGUCGUUCAGGGAGCUGAACCUGAUCAGAGGUGAGCAGCACAGUCUUCUCACGCUGCUCCAUGUUUUCCAUCCAACCCUCCAGAAGCUCCCAGCAGAGCAGCUGGCUGCCCACAAACUUCUUUUCAUCUUUGACGGCCUGGAUGAAAGCACACUUUCUCUGGACUUCAACCACAGUCGGCUGGUUUCUGACGUCACACAGAAGUCAUCAGUCGACGUUCUGCUGACAAACCUCAUCAAGGGGAACCUGCUUCCCUCGGCUCUCGUCUGGAUCACCUCCAGACCUGCAGCGGCCAAUCAGAUCCCUCCUUCAUGUGUUGCCAGGGUAACAGAGGUACGAGGCUUCACCGACACCCAGAAGGAGGAGUAUUUCAGGAGGAGGUUCAGUGAUGAAGAGCUGUCCAGCAGAAUCAUCUCCCACAUUAAGACCUCCAGGAGCCUCCACAUCAUGUGUGGAAUCCCAGUCUUCUGCUGGAUCACUGCUACGGUUCUGGAGGACAUGUUGACCACAGAGCAGAGAGGAGAGCUGCCCAAGACCAUGACUGACAUGUACUCUCACUUCCUGCUGGUCCAGACCAGGAGGAAGAACAACAAGUACCAUGAAGGACAUGAGAGGAGUCCACAGGAGCUGAUGGAAGCUGACAGAGAAGUUCUCCUGAAGCUGGGGAGGCUGGCAUUUGAACAUCUGGAGAAAGGAAACAUCAUAUUCUACCAAGAAGACCUGGAGCAGUGUGGUCUGGAUGUCUCAGAUGCCUCGGUGUACUCAGGACUUUGUACAGAGCUCUUCAAGAGAGAGAGUGUGAUGUUCCAGAAAGCAGUCUACUGCUUUGUCCAUCUGAGCAUUCAGGAGUUUCUGGCUGCAGUCUACAUAUUCCACUGUUUCACAAACAGAAACAGAGAGGUCAUAGAGAACUUAUUGGAAGAAAAAUAUAGUGAAGCAUUUUUGGAGAGUUUCAUGGAAAAAGUCAUGGAGAAAUCUCUCUUUAGUACAAAUGGCCAUCUGGACCUGUUUGUUCGCUUCCUUCAUGGCCUCUCUGUGGAGUCUAACCAGAAACUUCUAGGGGGCUUGCUGGGUCAGUCAGAAAACAGUCCAGAAAUCACCCAGAUGCUCAUCAACAAUCUGAAGGAGAUGAACACUGAUUAUAUCUCUCCUGACAGAAGCAUUAACAUUUUUCACUGUCUGAUGGAGAUGAAGGACCUCUUGGUUUAUCAGGAGAUACAAGAGUUUCUAAAAUCAAAGAAUAGGUCAGAGAAGAAGCUGUCUAUUUUUCAGUGUUCAGCUCUGGCCUACAUGCUGCAGAUGUCAGAGGAGGUUCUGGAUGAGUUGGACCUGAAGAAGUACAACACAUCAGAGGCAGGAAGACUGAGACUGAUUCCAGCUGUGAGAAACUGCAAAAUAGCCCGAUUGGAGCGUUGCAGUUUGUCAGAGAAAAGCUGCUCUUCUCUGGGACCAGCUUUGAAAUCCAACCCCUCCCAUCUGAGAGAACUGGACCUAAGUGAGAACCGUCUUAAAGAUGCUGGAGUGAAGGAGCUCUUUGGUUUUCUACAGACUCCCCUAUGCAAACUACAGAGAUUGAGAUUGAAGAGCUGUAAGGUGUCCGAGAUCAGCUGUGCUUCUCUGGUCUUGGCUCUGAUUUCCAACCCCUCCCAUCUGACAGAACUGGACCUGAGUGAGAACCAAGACCUGAAAGAUGCUGGAGUUAAGGAGCUCUGUGGUUUUUUACAGAUUCCACUCUGCAAACUACAAGGAUUGAGAUUCAGGGGCUGCAGUUUGUCAGAGAUCAGCUGUGCUUCUCUGGUGUCAGCUCUGAUAUCCAACCCGUCUUAUCUGACAGACCUGAACCUGAUGAGUAACAACCUGAAGGAGUUAGAUGCUCAACAGCUGGAGGAUCUUGUAAAGAGUGCAGACUGCAAACUAAAGAAUUUGAGAUGGAGGUGAUCUAUGUACAAAAGAGAAGCUGAACUGUGUCCUGAUAAUCCACAGAGAUUGAAAUUGCAGCAGUUUGAGUUAAGAGACUCUGACUGGAUCUUGAUGAUGAACUCAUAGCCUGUAACCAAGAAAUCUG
Molecule: messenger RNA, 2749 nt
Organism: Fundulus heteroclitus (mummichog)
Lineage: Eukaryota; Metazoa; Chordata; Actinopteri; Cyprinodontiformes; Fundulidae
Product: NLR family CARD domain-containing protein 3-like
Exons: 8
Coding region: 1-2622 (873 amino acids)
Molecular function (GO): protein binding
Source: RefSeq, a predicted model, not a curated record